This is a messenger RNA of Camelus dromedarius (Arabian camel), 2188 nucleotides long. RefSeq names its product cathepsin S (gene CTSS). NCBI's taxonomy places the organism in Eukaryota, Metazoa, Chordata, Mammalia, Artiodactyla, Camelidae. Gene Ontology annotation, molecular function: cysteine-type endopeptidase activator activity involved in apoptotic process; cysteine-type endopeptidase activity. The coding region runs from base 71 to 1030 and encodes 319 amino acids. Gene Ontology annotation, biological process: positive regulation of apoptotic signaling pathway; immune response; positive regulation of peptidase activity. The record is from RefSeq and is a predicted model, not a curated record. The transcript is spliced from 8 exons. Gene Ontology annotation, cellular component: lysosome.
UCAGUUUCACUGAAGUCUCUUUGCUGCCUGUGAAAUCUUUGGAGAGAGUCCACCUUCCAGCUUUCCUGACAUGGGAGCACCUGCUGGUUCCAUCAUGAUGAAACGGCUGGUUUGCGUGCUCCUCCUAUGCUCCUCUGCGAUGACACAGCUGCGUAAAGACCCCUCUCUGGACCGCCACUGGGAUCUCUGGAAGAAAACCUAUGGCAAACAGUACAAGGAAAAGAAUGAGGAAGCAGCACGGCGUCUCAUCUGGGAAAAAAAUCUAAAAACCGUGAUGCUUCACAAUCUGGAGCAUUCAAUGGGAAUGCACUCAUACGACCUCGGCAUGAACCACCUGGGAGACAUGACCAGUGAAGAAGUGAUAUCUCUGAUGAGUUCCCUGAGGGUUCCCAGCCAAUGGCCGAGAAAUGUCACUUACAAGUUAAACCCUAAUCAGAAAUUGCCUGAUUCUCUGGACUGGAGAGAGAAAGGGUGUGUUACUGAAGUGAAAUAUCAGGGUUCUUGUGGUGCUUGUUGGGCUUUCAGUGCUGUGGGAGCCCUGGAAGCACAAGUGAAGCUGAAAACCGGAAAGCUGGUGUCUCUGAGUGCACAGAACCUGGUGGAUUGCUCAACUGAAAAAUAUGGGAAUAAAGGCUGCAAUGGCGGCUUCAUGACAGAGGCUUUCCAAUAUAUCAUUGAUAACAACGGCAUUGAUUCGGACGCUUCAUACCCCUACAAAGCCAUGGAUGGAAAGUGCCAGUAUGACUCAAAAAAUCGAGCUGCCACGUGUUCGAGGUAUACUGAACUUCCCUUUGGCAGUGAAGAUGCCUUGAAAGAAGCUGUGGCCAAUAAAGGACCUGUGUCUGUUGCUAUAGAUGCAAGCCAUUCUUCUUUCUUCUUCUACAAAAGUGGUGUCUACUAUGACCCAUCCUGUACUCAGACCGUGAACCAUGGUGUACUAGCAGUUGGCUAUGGUAACCUUGAUGGGAAAGACUACUGGCUUGUGAAAAACAGGUAUACGGAGGGCACAGCUCACAUGAGAGUCUUCUGACCUGCUUCAGAGGAGAAGGGGUAGACCAGAGUCCGUCCAGCACCUGCUUUUUAAUUUGAACUGCUUCAGGGGAAAGGGGCAGAUAAGAGUCCUUCCUCCUCCUGCCACUUCUAAAUCCCUUCAGCUUAAAGUAUUCAAUAUGCCACGAUGUCAUAUUAUGGGGUAGUGUGUCCUGAACCCUGUCAGUAUUUAACAAUCAGUUCUCAUUAUUUGCAGUAGUUAUGGGCAAAUAAUACCAGGAACAAUGAAUUAUCAAAUAUUGAAGCAUUGUUUCUAAGCGAAAUACAGGGUUAGGUUCCUGUAAGGCUUUGGUCACAACAUUUUCAUCAACUGAUUAAUACAUAACCUUCUUUUAUGUAUGUCUCUGUUUAAAGACACUUUAUUUAAUAUAUAUUGUUGAAUCAUUAACAUUGAACUCACAGCCAACAGAACUGUAACUCAUGCCUGAAAAAUUAUCUAAUGCAUAUAUUUUCUACGUAAGGCACAUCACAACUUUCUUACAUUUAGGAACAUUAGACAGAACUUCUAGACAGCAUUAUCCACUUUAGACUUUUUGGGAAGGGGAGGUAAUUAGGUUUAUUUAUUUGUGUUUUAAUGGAGGUGCUGAGGAUUGAACCCAGAACUUCAUGCAUGCUAAGCAUGCACGCUACCACUGAGCUAUAUCCUCCCCCUGCGCUAUCCAUUUUAAACAGCCAAAUCAUCAUCAAAUAAAUAAAUAAAUAAAUAAAUAAAAGAUAGAGAAAGAGAGAGAGACACAAAAUUGCAACACAUGGUACUAAACAGAGGACAAAAAAGUACACUUGUUUACAAUAUGAGAGCUGAGGACACUUGUUUACAAUAUGAGAGCUGAAACAAGAAGACACAGCAUCAGCUUGUUCAACUUCACUAAAGAGAAUUCAGUACAAGUCAGCACCUGGAUAAGAAAUCACCUACACAGACAUUGUCAUAAAGCUAUCAUACAGCCCAUCUACUCUCCUAAGAGACCACUUAUUUUUCCCUGAAAGUCAUUUGUUUUACCUUAAGUGCCCAUCUGCUCCUUCCUAUCUCCUAUUAAGAUGGCAUAUAAAACUUCAAAUUCUAACCACAUCUUGAGCCACAGUUCUUUGUGAAUUCCCAUGCAAACAUACAUAAUUAAAUGUUAUUUUUUUCUUGCCAAUA